Daphnia magna is the source of this 2823-nucleotide messenger RNA. RefSeq lists its product as uncharacterized. The record is from RefSeq and is a predicted model, not a curated record. NCBI's taxonomy places the organism in Eukaryota, Metazoa, Arthropoda, Branchiopoda, Diplostraca, Daphniidae. The coding region runs from base 1250 to 2062 and encodes 270 amino acids. The transcript has 6 exons.
ACUACGUCACUAGUCAGUACUACAGUAGGAUGUAGCAAGCUUUUUUUAACUGUUUUAGCUUUUAUUGUUAUUAGUCUUUCAAGCAGACAGCACACAAGAGGAAUAUAGGACACUAGAGGACACUACACACACACAACAGCCAGUCACUUUUGAAUAAAAAUAAACGUGUUCAACUUCUGUUACGAAUGAUAAAAUAACCUAGUCAAAUCUUAAGACUCAAGAGCUCAACAUUCAAAACUUGUUUACCUCUCAUGUCGUAACAAUGACUUGUUCGACAAUGAAUGAAGAUAUUGAUAUUAUAGAGGAAUAUCCGCUAAGAGCUGAAACCGUUAAUAAGGUUGAGCAUCAAGAUGAAAGAUUGCGUUCUUUAAGCUCUGGAAAUGCAUUUCCUCUUGUGAAAGCAGCUUUAAAACUGAACUCACAAAAUAAGCUGACAUCAUUUUUCAGUAUGCCAAGCACUGAAAAAACAACUGGAAAUGUCAUAAAUGAGGAUUAUGAGAUUCAGAGCCAUAUGAUCGUAAACAAUUAGGAGGAAAUUGAUCUUCUUCGUGAUGUAUAAUCCUUUUCAUUUGAUACCAGCAAAAAAACCUCAACAAAUACUGUUUAAAAUGUUGAUCGAUCUACCCUUGUUGAAAAUGAAACAGCCCUUCAAAAAAACACUUAUCCAGCUAAGUCUCAAAUAAGCCAGCCUCUACGCCAGAAACCGUAUCCACCUUAAAAUCCUUCUAAGUCUGUUACCAGCGAUAAGCAAACUGAUGGCUCCAAAGCUUCCGACCAUACCGUUCUGGCUAGCGCAUCUGGUCAAACAGAUCAGUCUUCUCAGCCAACAGACGUUUUUAUUGCAACCUUCCAUCCGAGCCAGUCUGGUUGGCCAAUACAUCCUGGCCAUUCUAAGCAGUCCAGCAGUUCCGUGCAGGCUACCAGUUCCGUACAGGCUACUAGUUCCGUGCAGGCUAGCAGUUCCGUGCAGGCUAGCAGUUCCGUGCAGGCUAGCAGUUCCGUGCAGGCUACCAGUUCCGUGCAGGCUAGCAGUUCCGUGCAGGCUACCAGUUCCGUGCAGGCUACCAGUUCCGUGCAGGCUAGCAGUUUCGAUCAGCCUGAUCAGUCGGAUAAGGCAAACCAUGUUCGUUACCAGCAAUUCAACGAAGCUUGGCUGAAUGACGAACAGUUUAAACCAUGGCUAGAAAAACGGACAGUUUCCACUGAAAAAUCUAAAAUCAUCAAAGCUUAUUGCAUCCCGUGCAAUAAAAUGAUUGGGAACCACAAAACAACGUUAAAGGACCACUCAAAGAGCAAAAAUCCCAUCAUGCUUGCACCAAGCUAUGAAGUUGUCGUUAAACAACGACAAUGUUUGGCAGACUUGGUUUCGGGAAGCGUUCUUUUAGCCGAUGCUGUCACAGAAUAUGAGAUGACCCUUGUCUGCUUUCUAAUCCAUCAGAAUUUGCCAAUUUCAUCGAUUGAAUCUACUGUGUCCACUCUUCGUCGCUUUCAUCCUACUGAUGACAGAUUAAAAAAACUUCAGUUGGGCAGAACUAAAACGACUGCUAUUAUCAAAGAUGGUUUUGGAGUAGGCCUUAAACUAAGCCUCUACGAAAAACUUAGAAAAACAUUCUUUUCCAUUGUGAUAGACAAAACCACAGAUGUCAAGGUCCAAAGCCAAUUGGCCAUCAUGGUGCAAUAUUGGGACGCUAUCUUGUGCCAACUUGUGGUUGACGUGUUGGAAUUCAUUGUUUGUAGGGAUCCGUCAGCUGAUGGCUUAUCAAAGUCUAUCUUAACUCUAUUAGAGAAACAACAGAUUCCUAAGGACUGGGUGGUGGGAUUCUGCACAGACACCUGUAGUGUUAUUGUUCGGGAAAAAGAAAUUGGAUUUAACGAUUCUCCAAGAAACGAUUCCGUCAAUUGCCAUCAUAAAAUGUUCCUGUCAUUCCAUCCAUUUGGUCGCGUCCAAUGCCAACAAGAAACUUCCAGAGUUACUUUAACACUUGAUUUGGUCAAUUUUCGCUCACUUCUCAAGAAGCACGAGCCGUCGACGGAAAUUGGUGGCUUUUCAGCAAUUCGUUAACAUCGAAGAACAUGUGAUGAUUUCACCGGGACAGACGCGUUGGCUUUCGUUAGAAUAUUGUGUUCUGCGAGUUUUAGAGCAAUUUGAUGCUCUUAAACUUUAUUUCGAGAAAGAAGACAGGGAUGAAAAGACCAAGACAACGACAGAAAUCCUUCAUUAACUCAAUGAACGUUCAACCAAACCACUGCUUCUGUUCAUGAAAUAUGCUAGCAAAUUCGUUGAAAUGUUUAAGAGCUCUUAAACAUUUCAACGAAUUUAACACCAUUUUCCAAUCUGAAAUGCCCAAACUGCAUUUACUGCAAAAGGAAGUUUGUGAAAUGCUGACGUCCUUGGCAAUCAAUUUCAUGGUUGUACCCACACAGCACAUUUGGUUCCCCAGGACCUCCCAAAAUCCUCUUAAUUUCCUCCUCAGUCUUACUUGUGAGCUUCCUAAAUUCCUCUAAAAACCAUCUUUUUGGUUACCUGGUGGCUUCCUGAUAACCUCCUCAGUACCUCUCUCACCUUCCCGAGGAUCUCCCCAUAACCUCCAAUAAUGAAACAAAUUAACCAUAUUGUCACGCGAGUUGUAUUGGAACAAGAACAAACGAAUACAACAAGUGAUGACUUAAAUUCUAGACAAUUAUUCACUUUUAACUAUGCGAAGAGAUAACCAAUAUCCCUUUUCACCCGCGACAAUAUAUAUACCGGCUAGUAUUCCGUACCCAGCUCCGAUUUUCAGCAAUAAUUGUUAUGAUAAAAUGAAUACAUAUAAACAAAACACA